This is a messenger RNA of Periconia digitata, 1437 nucleotides long. Lineage: Eukaryota; Fungi; Ascomycota; Dothideomycetes; Pleosporales; Periconiaceae. The record is from the annotation of a GenBank genome assembly.
CACAUCUUCAAGUGUCCCAUAAAAACCUCCCUGACUGCCCGCCUUCACCAUCCACUUCUCGAUUUCACCAUCAUCCAAUUCACCCCAACUAUACCGACCUGCAACAUCAGCUUCUGCCAAAUCACCGUACAGUCAUCACCUCCUCGGGAGACAAUCGCCUGAUCCCGUCACAACUUACAGCUUCCCCGCCUGCAAAGACAGCACUAGUACUUGACACGGACACUAAACCUUCUACCACACCACCAUUCCAUCGUCCCAAACGGAUAUAAAUCCCCAUCCGCCUCAGGCCUUUGACUUUGUAUACCUACCCACCCUUUUCAACGCCCAUAACUAUCAAAAACGUUGUGUUCGUUGAUCGACCAUAUCAAUUGAUCAAGUCAUGGCUCCUCCUCCAAGGUACUCAUCGAGCUGCAGCGAUUCUAUGCAAAAAUACAUUCAACUAUCUUCGCAGCAAGAGAUCCUGCACCGCCGACUCUCACUCAAUCUUCCCACUGCUACGCCAAUGGUCAGCAUGUCCCCCGAAACUCAAUCCACCGGCUCAUCGCCCACCCGCUCUCGACCAGUCUUCACCUCACCCUGGUCGCCCGACUCCAGUUACACUACUACAGCAUCCAACCCUAUUCCAGCACGUCCCAGCAAACGUCACAGUAGUGUAGGAGACACCGAAGACGCCCACAGACUCGCUGAAGUCAACCAAGAGAUCAAGGCCACACUGACCGAGCUUCUGAAUACAAACACUUGCCGAACGGAUGGGAAAUACCGUCAAUGGGUUCAAGGACGUCUCAUGGAUGUCGAACACGAGAUCCGUCAGCAGCGACGCCGUCGCUCAAGCGGAUCGUCUGUUGGAGAACGAGAGUUUGCCUCAGCCGCUGCCGAAAGUCUUGAAUUCAACCUUCCACCGUACAAGCCUUGGUGAUGCGACGUUCACUUAUUAUAUCUUCUCUCUCUCUUGUUAGUUUUUCUAGGAUGGUAAUGGAUCUGGGACCCGGCGCAAGGCGUGUUUCUGAGAUGAAGUGCUCAAAUCAGAACGACUCUUACGAUUAUCAUCGAACGGUAUCUACGUCUUCGUGCAUCCCAACAAAACAAACGACAUGAGGAAUCUACGGUUUCCCCUCCCCUUAUCUACCACGCAUACACGCAUGUGCUAUACACAGUAUACCGUUCAAAUCCCUAAGACUCAGAGCCAGAAUCAAAUAAGCUAGCGCACGAUGAACCACCCCAAGAGCUGAAUAUCUUGCUGCGAAGAGUAAUCCCAACAAAAUCGUAUCCCCCUUUCCUUGCUCGCUGUUUACCCUUCGAUUUGCAGGACUUUUAGUGCGUGGUCGUGCGGAUCGGGGCCGCCUGAAUGCGGGGUGCGAUCGGCAUUGCGUACUCGAUUUCAUAAUUUUCUUCAGCUCUCCUUGCUUCCGGUGAAUAUGGGCCAAGCCCUUGAUUCGA